AGUACAUGUACAUCACCACCCAAUGGACGAUAAGCCAAUUAAUUAAGCCAAUGCCUGACGGUCGCAAGUAUCAUCGAUUCGUAUCAAUUGAUCGAGUUUGAGCGGGCUUACAGUUGCAGUGUAAAAAUCUUUAAAACGGGCGAGCGAAGAAAGAGAGAAAGAGACACGUAAAGAUACAAGGUACACAAGAGGGAAGCGAGGGGAAAAGCAGCGAGAUGCCGAUUGAUUAUUAUUACUUCCCGCCAAGUCCACCCUGUCGCACCGUUAUACUACUCGGGAAAGCCCUAGGCAUUCACUUCAACUUCAAGCUCGUAAACGUCAUGAAGGGGGAGCACUUGAGACCGGAAUUUUUACAGAUUAAUCCGCAACAUACAGUACCGACCAUCGACGACAACGGCUUUAUUUUGUGCGAGAGUCGUCCUAUUAUGGCUUAUUUGGUCAGUAAAUACGCAAGAAAUGAUUCCCUUUAUCCGAAAGAUCCGAAAGAAAGGGCAAUUGUCGAUCAAAGAAUGUAUUUCGAUGCUGGUCUCUUUGCCAAUCUUUUGAAAUGUUACAUACCGGUGGUGCGAGGUCUAGCCAGUUCCGUUAACGAGGCAGAUCUGGCUCGGGUGGAAAAAUCGUUCGAGGUGCUCAACGUUUUCCUUGACGGCAAGGAAUUCGCGGUCGGCGAUAACCUGACUAUCGCCGACUUUACUAUCAGUACAACUAUCUGUAUGAUACUGGUAAAUUUCAAGAUGCCCAUCGAUCUUUACCAAGUUACCGGAAGUGCGCCAUGUCGGUCCGUGCGCUUAGCGGCGGCAGCCGUGGGAGUGGAUAUAAACCUGAAGCAUGUUGACCUCAUGGGCGGCGAACACCUAAAACCCGAAUUUAUUAAAAUGAAUCCACAACACACAGUACCUACUCUUGAUGAUAACGGCCUAUAUCUGUGGGAAAGCCGCGCAAUUAUGACUUACCUGGUUAAUCAAUAUGGCAAAAAUGAUUCUCUCUAUCCAAAAGACCCCAAAAAACGAGCCGUGGUUGAUCAGAGACUAUUCUUCGACAUGGGAUCUCUGUAUCAAGCGUUUGCUGAUUAUUACUAUCCAAUGAUCUUUACCAAUGUCACUCCGGAGCAAGCAAAAUAUGAUAAAAUAAACAAUACCUUGUCUAUCUUGGACAAAUUCCUAGAAGGGGAAAAUUAUGUGGCAGGAAAAACUCUAACUCUUGCUGAUCUUACCAUAGUUGUCACCAUUUCUAACUACAAGCUUAUGGACCAUGAUUUAAGUAAAUAUAGCAACAUUAAUAGGUGGUUUGCCAGGAUCCAAGCCGAAGCUCCUAAAUAUAAUGAAAUUGAAAUUGAAAGCGGUAUGAAGGAAUUUAAAAAUUUUAUUGACAACAUUAAAAAGAAGUAAUUUUGUAGCAUAGAUUUAACAGUUGUAUGCAUUAUUUUAAUAUUUUUACAUUCAUUUGUCUUGCAAUAUUUUUGUAUGUCGUAUAAUUCAACUUUGCAAUUAGCAAAUAAAUUAUGAUUAUUAUGAAUUAAGAGAGUGUUAAUUUAAAAAUAUGUAUAUGCAUUUACAUAACGAAAAUAAUAAA
Messenger RNA from Monomorium pharaonis (pharaoh ant), 1572 nucleotides. RefSeq names its product glutathione S-transferase 1. The transcript is spliced from 10 exons. Gene Ontology annotation, biological process: glutathione metabolic process. The record is from RefSeq and is a predicted model, not a curated record. Gene Ontology annotation, molecular function: glutathione transferase activity. Bases 216 to 1388 code for a protein of 390 amino acids. NCBI's taxonomy places the organism in Eukaryota, Metazoa, Arthropoda, Insecta, Hymenoptera, Formicidae.